AUGGAGUCCGUAAUACUUCGUGGUAACGCACUUUGCAAAAUUAAGCGGAAGUUUCCAGCGCCACACCACUCGGUACCACAGGUUAAUUAUAGCAAUCAUGCUGAAAGUGGACGAAAAGAUGAACAAAAUACUGAUACUACAAAGGAACAGGAAGAAGAAUACGACAACUACUACGUAUGGCGUCGUAACGCACCCUUCCUAUAUGACACGCUACUGGUACACCGGUUGGAUUGGCCAUCCUUGGUUGUAGAUAUGGUACCAGAUACGUGCUAUAAGAGUAGAAAUGGAGCCACAGCACACAAAGUACUACUAGGUACGCACACUUCGGGAAACGAUGUCGAGUAUGCAAUUGUGGCAGAAAUAAAAUUACCAGUACCAGCUAUACGCGAGAAUAUGUCGUCUUGUGAAAAUUUUGCAAGGUUCUUCAGCUACCACAAAACACAUAAAAUGGCCAUGAUGGGACAUCCACUGCCUGUACUAGACAUCAAAGCUAAGCUAGUACACCCAGGUGAAGUAAACCGUAUAGUGCAUUGCCCAGGGAAACAAUUCACAUUCGUCACACAUACGAACUUCGGAGACCUGUUACUAUAUGACUAUUCCAGGCAUCCUUCAACGCCGAGAAGCGCAACCAGGGCCGCACCGCAGAUCGUACUUACAGCAGGACAUACCGCUGACGGGUUCGGGGCAAGUUGGGUUGACGACAGAAAACUAGUGUCGGUCGCUACUGAUGGAUCAGUAUGUACAUGGGACAUCACUGCAAAGUCAACAGCAGUGGAGGACUUGGAGCAUUAUGUUGAGGGGACCAAGUGCGUGAAACCCAUUAACAAAUUUAAUCUUAAGGAUACGCCAUUCAACGACGUGCAGGUGCUACCGUAUAGGAAAGAGCUCUAUAUGGCAGUGGCAGACGACUGUGUCGCUCGCCUAUAUGAUUCACGACUAGACAACUCCGAAGGGGCACCACAACUACAAUUACAGGGAGAAACCGAGGUUAACUGUCUCAGCUUUAACCCGUUUAAUGAUGAAAUCGUGGCUACAGGCGAAGCUGAUGGUACCAUUAGUGUCUGGGAUAUGCGUAAGCCAGAAGAACCUAUGAUACUGCUAAGCCACCACUCACAGGCAGUCAAUCAGGUGGAAUUCUGCCCGGCAUCUGCAGGGAUGCUAGCAUCGGCCUCAGAAGAUAACCAGGUCUGCAUAUGGGAACUGUCAACGGAGGAGAAACUUCGUUUUGUUCACGCAGGACACCGUGCGCCAGUCUCUGAUCUAUCUUGGCUGAAAGCUACAUCCAUGAAGAACGGGUUCACCCUAGCAACCACGGGAGCUGACAACGCCUUACAUUGCUUCACCCCUUGUUUUAGGGAACUAUGA
Molecule: messenger RNA, 1365 nt
Organism: Babesia sp. Xinjiang
Lineage: Eukaryota; Apicomplexa; Aconoidasida; Piroplasmida; Babesiidae
Gene: mis16
Product: Histone acetyltransferase type B subunit 2
Exons: 1
Coding region: 1-1365 (454 amino acids)
Biological process (GO): regulation of gene expression
Cellular component (GO): nucleus
Molecular function (GO): histone binding
Source: RefSeq, a predicted model, not a curated record